Molecule: messenger RNA, 504 nt
Organism: Ostertagia ostertagi
Lineage: Eukaryota; Metazoa; Nematoda; Chromadorea; Rhabditida; Trichostrongylidae
Source: the annotation of a GenBank genome assembly
AUGAAUAUGGAGGAAUUUCAGAAUUUCCACAUUAUGUCCCGCGGACGUCAUGCGGACGACAUACUCAAUAUUAACGUCGGCGGAAAGAAAUACACAGUUCGACGAACUGACAUGCUGGCCGAUCCACGAUCGAAACUUGCUGAGUGGUUCAAGCCAGGUACCGUGAAGCCCAUUGCUACAGACAAGGGUGGAAACUACUACUUGGAUCGUGAUGCUAAAACAUUUCGCCACAUACUCGCAUAUCUUCGUUUAAAGAAGGAAAAAUUUGUGCCUUCACUCGCCCUCCCGAGCAAGCCUGACGAUUUGGCCAAGUUAGUUGGUGAAUGUGAGGCACUCAAUCUUGCUGAGCUCAAGGAUCUCGCACUGGAUCUACUUCAGAAAUAUCAGCGAACUGAAGAGCAACACUACGUGACAUCAUUUGUACAGGUCACGCUUCGUGACUUCGAGAGUUGGCAAUUUGAAAGAGAGCAGGUGCGCUAUAAUUUUGUUGCAGUUUAUUCGUAA